UAUUACUUUAUCGACUUCCUGUUAAUUUCAUACCGAAUACCUGAGUCAGAAUGCAAAUAAAAGCAUGCUUUCAUCGUCAAUUUUUUGUACGUUUUGUGUAGUGUGACCGAAGAGAUGUUUCCAGUGUGGUCUGUGGUGUUCGGCUUGGCUAGUUUGGUUUUGUGUGCCUGUUCGGGCGAGUUGGAAUAUCCGGAAGUGAGAUAUUGCCCCGUUGUCAAUCCUUGUCAGGCUCCGCUGUUGUACGAUGUGAAACACAGAUGUGGAAUCGACGAGGCGUGUCCGCAAGGGUACAAGUGCUGUAAAAACGGCUGCUACAUCCACAAAGUGUGUGUCGUACCCGUAAACAAAAAUGGAGAUCAGAUACCACCCCCAACUCACGCCGUAACAGACCCCAGCGACGAGCAGGAAAAUGAAAUCAAGGAAUGGCCCAAAUUGUCGACGCAAUUUACCGACAAAGAAACCGGCUCCACGUCAAUCACGAACUUUUCUCACGGUGUAGGAAUUACCAAUGAAUCCGGACAGUCUACCACAAUUACGAGUGAUACAACCGCAAGCACUCAUUUUGAUAACGCAACUGAAGGUGCUACUGAGAGCUUGACAACUUCAAGUUAUACAACCAUGGGUCCUAACGAACAAGAUUCCACCCCCACAGAGGUUCAAGGAACAUUUUCUGAACAUUCGAUCGGUUUCACCAAUCCCACCAAUGCGACUGUAGCUCAAGGUUUGGGGAAUGAAAGCACAACUAGCGAACAGGAUUCGAAUACGAUAAUCGUUCAAGGAACCGUCCCUUCUUCAACAAUCGGCGAUGAUUACACCAGCUUUUCUACUCUUUCCAAUCUCAUCGAGGAGACAUCGCAACAAACUGGAGUGCAGCGCGCUGGAGAUGAACUCACCAGUGGUGAGCAAGAUUUCACCUCAACAAACGUUCCCGAAAUCUCUUCUUCUUCGAAGAUCGAAGAUGAUUACACCAGCUUUUCUACUCUUUCCAAUCUCAUCGAGGAGAGAACGCAAGAAACUGGAGUGCAGGGCGCUGGAGAUGAACUCACCAGUGGUAAGCAAGAUUUCACAUCAACAAACGUUCCAGAAAUCUCUUCUUCUUCGAAGUUCGAAGGUGAUUACACCAGAUUUUCUACUCUUCCCAAUCUUCUCAAGGCGAAAUUGCAAUAUAAUGGAAUUGAGAGCGCUGAAAACGAGCUCACAAGUGGUCAACAAGAUUUCACCUCAACAAACGCUGAAGCGAUCGCUGGAUUUUCUACGCUAGCCAAGACGACUUCGAAGCAAAUUCUAGUGGAAGAUUCCGGAAAUGAAUUAACCAGUGGCGAAACCUCAACAAACGGUCCCUCUACAACCAUCGGCGAGGAUUACACCCAAACUUCCAUCUUUGAUAAUCUAAUCAAGGCGAUAUCGCGGCAUAUCGGCUGGGAAGGUUCUGGUGACGGUUUCACCAGUGACGAUGAAGAUGACUUAGUGGAUGGUAGUGGUGAGGGUAGCGGUAUUACCGAGUAUGUCUCUCAGUCCACCACUGACGCCCCGCACACCCCACAAACGGAAUUCAUCGACCUUGAUGGUGGUACUAGUAGUUUUAGUUUUGAAGAGGUCUCCAAUAACCCAUCAACUUGGGAAGGUUCGGGUGCGGAUGCCACACAUUUUUCCACAUUUACCGAUGACGAAGAUGUUGGCGAAGGCAGCGAAAUUCAAUCACCGCUCACUACAGAUGAUGAUGUGCACUUUCCGGAUGUGGUGACAGAAAUCGGCACAACCAUUUGGAACGGCAGUGUCGAGGAUACUUACGAAGAAAUUACGAAUUCAUCGAUCGGAGUAACCACCACCAUCAAUUCACGGUCUGAAAGUACUGGUACAUCGGAUGAUGAUAUACGUUUUCCAGAUGAAACGGAUUCACCAACCAGACCUUCGCCCGAUGGAAGCUCUGACGGAUCUGUGGAACAGACGAAACCACCGUCAGAAAAUGACGACAUCACAUUUCCACACGAAAGUACUCCAACAGAAAAUAAUCACGUGAAAUUCCUAACGUCUAAAGGAAGGGAAUUGGAAGGCUCAGGUGAUGACUCCAACGAUACUGAAAGUGACGAGGACGACGACGAAGGAGAGGAAACUACUUUGCCGACGUUUGUGACCACCAGUUCGACAAACUUGACCGUGAAAGCUCUCCCCUCGCACACCUUCGCCGUAGGUCCGCACGAUAAUGUAACGUACGAAGAGGACGAUGACGACGAAGAUGACGAUGGUGUAGACGAGGAUAUACGAAAUAACUUUCAAGGUAAAACAGUGAGGGGUUGAUUGUUAGUAGACUCUUGUUUUGUUACUGAAAUUAUUAGAUUCGCCUCUAAUUUUUGUAGUCAUACGGAUUGUUUUACAGAAGCAAGACGUAUUUAUUAUACUAUGGUGGCAACCACCACGUCUGUAAAUAAAUAUUUUUGUCCUUCAUUUGCCUAAAUCUAAAAAUUAAAUGAUCUCUGUACA
Molecule: messenger RNA, 2481 nt
Organism: Photinus pyralis (common eastern firefly)
Lineage: Eukaryota; Metazoa; Arthropoda; Insecta; Coleoptera; Lampyridae
Product: serine-aspartate repeat-containing protein C-like
Exons: 2
Coding region: 115-2298 (727 amino acids)
Cellular component (GO): extracellular region
Molecular function (GO): peptidase inhibitor activity
Source: RefSeq, a predicted model, not a curated record